GUCGCGGCGCCCCACUCGCUCUGGUCGCGUCGGGAUUCCAAGAAGUGUCUUCAGUCAGUCCCAGAAGUUUAGUGAUUCGUUCUGCUUCCAAAAUCUUACAUGAAUGGACUGUGAAAUAUAUGGAAGUUGGAAGAAGGAGUCAUUUUGCGUGUCCCCUCGCCCAAUGACGGUGACCGACCGGCGACUCAGAGAGAGAAGGAAGCUCACUGCGCGUUCUCAGACGGAUUCGACAGCCUCUAUCUGCGGCUAGAUGCGUAACGGAAGCGGAGAAGAUCGGGAUCAUUCUACGAAAAUCGUACUGAUUGAAUUGUUCUUGCCGAGAUUAUCGCUUCUCAUGCCUUGAGUAUCGAUGGAAUUCUUGCUAGACGUCUUUCGGCCUGGGCUCAACAAAAUGAAAACAUCUUCGCUCCUGAUGAUCAUCGCUGCGCUGCUUGCAGGAAUGGCUAGAGGGGAGAGCUGCGUUUGCUCAUCAUUCUGGGAGUGUACGUCUACAGGGGGGAGUCCGGUUGGCUUGUGUGAUGAGGAUCCUAUCCAGGUUUGUUGUCUAGACGGAGACCCGAAUCAAGCCAAAGGCCUCGGAGGAGAGAUGAUCGGGCCGGUCUUUCGUGUCAAAUCAGAGGUCAAUCCGGGACGGGAAUCUCCGCCUCCUCCGGUUCGACUUUUCGGCGAUCGGAGGGUCACGCCACUCAUCAGUUCAAUUUUUCGAGAUUCGAUCCCAGUCCGUCGACUCAGAACAACCCACACCGAAAGCCCCGCGGAAUCUUCUGAGGAUCGGAAAUCUCUAGACGCGUUCCCGCAGAAUCUUGUGUCUCCUCCAGAGAUAAUCAAUCCUCUACCGGCAGAUCGAAAUCGUGAGUUCGCUCUCCACAGACGACGGAAUCGCACGGUGAUUUACGCUUAUAGCUCUAGAGUGGAGCGCUGA
Molecule: messenger RNA, 922 nt
Organism: Galendromus occidentalis (western predatory mite)
Lineage: Eukaryota; Metazoa; Arthropoda; Arachnida; Mesostigmata; Phytoseiidae
Exons: 4
Coding region: 350-922 (190 amino acids)
Source: RefSeq, a predicted model, not a curated record